AUGCCGCCUCCGAAGCAACAGCAACAGCAAGAGCAACACCAUCACCGCCCCCGCCGCCCUCUGACAGCCAGGAAGUUGGACAUCGUAUACCUCGCCUUCUUUGUCAUUCAUAUCCCAGUCAUGCUAUUGGUCGACCUCGCGCCUCUGCAGCCAGCUUUCCUGCGUCCGCAAAUCUCCUAUACACUGCGCCAGUUCUACCGCGAUCACUAUCGGGACCGGUACUUCGAGGCCCCGCCAGCCUGGUUCACCGCGUACAUGUAUCUCGAGGCGAGCUAUCAUUUGCCGCUGAGCCUGUGGAUGGUGUGGAAUAUUCCGAAAGACCACAUCCUCGUCCCUCUCCAUCUCCUCGUCUUUGCCGUCGAAACCGCCCUCACCACCCUGACUUGCGUCGUUGACGUCCGCGCCUGGGAGGGAUACACGGCGCCGCAACGUAACGAUCUGUAUGCGCUGUACGUGCCGUAUUUGGUUGUUGCUUGUUUCAUGGGCUCCGACGCUUUUCUGCGCGUCAAGCGACAGAUUAUGUCUGCAAACUCGAACUCGAACUCGAAUUCGAACUCCACUACGGAAACUACGAAUACUACGACUGUUGCCGUCGAUAAAGGGAAGAGAGCAUAG
Molecule: messenger RNA, 615 nt
Organism: Capronia epimyces CBS 606.96
Lineage: Eukaryota; Fungi; Ascomycota; Eurotiomycetes; Chaetothyriales; Herpotrichiellaceae
Exons: 4
Coding region: 1-615 (204 amino acids)
Cellular component (GO): endoplasmic reticulum
Source: RefSeq, a predicted model, not a curated record